Messenger RNA from Schizosaccharomyces japonicus yFS275, 774 nucleotides. RefSeq lists its product as hypothetical. Lineage: Eukaryota; Fungi; Ascomycota; Schizosaccharomycetes; Schizosaccharomycetales; Schizosaccharomycetaceae. The record is from RefSeq and is a predicted model, not a curated record. The transcript has a single exon. Gene Ontology annotation, cellular component: membrane. The coding region runs from base 1 to 774 and encodes 257 amino acids.
AUGGAUUUGCUUUAUCUUUACGGUUACACUCCUACGAAGUGGCUGAAUAUUCUUGCAAUAAUUUGUUUCGGUGUUUGUACAGUUGUCAAUUUGAUUCAGAUUGUUCAAUAUCGAAGCGGUAUUCCUGUGCUUUCAUUCAUCGGAUCGCUUGGUGAGGUUAUUGGCUGGAUUGCUCGAAUGUACUCUGCUUCACACAUUACAAGCACAACAAUUACUUCAUACAGUAUUCAGUAUGUCACUAUUAUGGCGUUUCCCGUCUUCUAUACUGCUCAGAUGUACAUCACCUUGAAACAUUUAAUUAUACAAUAUGGCCCCAAGUAUGCGUUUCUUCGCCCAAGACUCUAUGGACUUGUUUUCAUCAUUAACGACGUUAUUUCCAUGAUUAUCCAGUUUGCCGGCGGCGGAAUGGCCGGCGGAGCUAAUGGUAAUGCUCAUCUGGAGAGAAUUGGCUCGGAUAUUAUGCUCGUUGGUAUCUGUUUCCAGCUUGUAAUGGUGCUUGCUUUCACUGCCAGCGGUGUCGAUUUUUGGUACCGCUAUCGUCAUGACAAGCCAUACAGAACUGAUGAUGCUGAUAACCUGGAGAAUCCAAAAUUGCAUUUAACGGAGUCCAAGAGACGUACUAUAUCUGCACAUGCUCUUUGGAUUGCAUCAAUUCUUGUUAUUAUUCGUUCAAUUUACCGUGUUGUCGAACUUGCUCAAGGUUGGAGUGGAAAGAUUAUCAAGACUGAAGCAUACCUAGGCAUUUUCGAAUGUUCCUUACAGCCGUUAUGUUGA